Messenger RNA from Periconia digitata, 491 nucleotides. The record is from the annotation of a GenBank genome assembly. NCBI's taxonomy places the organism in Eukaryota, Fungi, Ascomycota, Dothideomycetes, Pleosporales, Periconiaceae.
CACUGCAUUGCUCUUCAUUUCUCUAAGCGCAUUCAACUGAUCUUCUGGAUCAUUUACCUGUACUCUCAUCCGAUACACAAUGCGGUUGACUUGGACGUUUCGCGUUCCGUUUGCCCAGCACACUGCGCGAGCAAGCAACUUCCUCGGAGCGCGUUUCUCCCCUCAUGCGGCCCGUCCAGCCCAUUGAAUAAAGUAAAAUCGACAAUGGGCAAGAGAGAAUGCGUUACGCAACGGCUCUUCAUUGGGUCGCUGGUUCAAUGUCAUGGGGCUGCGGCACUUUUCUCUGCGCCUUGUGCUUCAGAUUGUGCGUGAUCGCUGGCAGGGAUGAUGGGAUUGCCGAACACGAACGGCAGCUCGUGGGUCAUUCCGUGAAUCCCUUCAACACCAAUUCACGUCGCCCAAUCGCGAUUUUCGCUCUCGAGUCUCUGAAUAACUCGAAAUAUUGUCACCCGAGAGCACAUAAUCUUCGAAGUCGAGUAUCUCGAUGCUGA